UCUCAUCUCUCUCUUCUCUCAACCAAAUUGAAAAUUCUGAUCUUCCAAAAUCGCUACUAACAAUAAUUUGAUUGUGCAUUUGUUUUUCAUUCUUUUUUCAAUCUCUCACUUUUCUGAAUCUCGCUUUGUUUCUUUCGUUGUUGCAGAUUUCAUUCAUCACCAUCACUAAUGGAUUCUCGUUACCCUUUUCAACAACGCCGAAACACUUCUUCUCAGGAUAACUUGGAUAGGUUUAUUCCAAAUCGCUCCGCAAUGGAUUUCGGUUACGCGCACUACAUGCUGACGGAAGGUCGUAAGGAAAACAACAUUUCGGUUCCAGAGGUCAUUUCUCCCUCCACACAAGCCUAUCGCAAACGCCUUGCGGAAGCUUGUAACCUCAGUGAAAGAACUCGAAUUCUGGCUUUCAAGAACAAGCCUCCAUCACGGCUACAACUCAUACCUAAACAGAUUCUCUCACCACCACCUCUGUCCAAACCUAAACCAUCCAUUCCUAAGACAUGUCUGAGAACCUUGGAUGCCCCUGAUAUGUUGGACCACUUUUCCUUGAAUUUACUAGAUUGGGGUACAACCAAUGUCCUCGCAAUUGCCCUUCAGGAUACCGUUUAUCUGUGGAAUGAUUCAAACAGUUCCGUUUCAGAACUUGUCACCUUCAAUGAGGAACAUGGUCCUGUCGCAAGUCUUAACUGGGCCCCAGAUGGUCGCCAUUUAGCCAUUGCUUUGAACAAUUCCCAUGUCCAGAUUUGGGAUUCCAUUGCUAAUAAAAAGCUAAGGACAUUAAAGGGUGGACACAGGGCAACAGUGGGCUCAUUGGCUUGGAACAAUCAUAUUCUGACAACAGGAGGAAUGGAUGGUAAAAUAUUAAACAAUGAUGUUAGAGUGAGGUCUCCCAUUGUUGAAACUUACAGGGGACACAGCCAGGAAGUUUGUGGACUCAAGUGGUCGCCUUCAAGACAACAAUUGGCGAGUGGUGGAAAUGAUAAUGUUGUCCACAUAUGGGAUAGGUCCAUGGCUUCUUCAAAUUCACCUACUCGGUGGCUUCAUAAAUUUGAGGAACAUGGAGCUGCUGUGAAGGCAUUGGCUUGGUGUCCUUAUCAGGCUAAUCUAUUGGCUUCUGGAGGAGGUGACGGUGAUCACUGCAUUAAGAUGUGGAACACACAUACAGGUGCAAGAUUGAAAUCUAUUGACACGGGAUCACAAGUAUGUUCUCUGCUAUGGAACAAGAACGAGCGUGAACUUCUUAGCUCACACGGGUUCCCUCAGAACCAGCUUAUCCUUUGGAAGUAUCCUUCCAUGGCAAAGAUGGCGGAGCUCAACGGUCACACCUCAAGGGUGCUGUAUAUGACACAGAGUCCAGAUGGGUGUACCGUGGCAUCUGCAGCAGCAGAUGAGACUCUUAGAUUUUGGAGUGUUUUUAAAGGCCCAGCAACAGACAAAGAUAAUGAGCCGUUUGCAAAUUUCAACCUUAUCCGUUAAAGCUAAAAGGCUCACAUAAGCUUUGCAAACCCUGCAAUAUCUAAUGGUAAGAUAAAGGUAAGGGAUACGAUUUAAAAUUUUUGUUUUUAGUUUGUAAAGGCUUGUUUGUUGUAGUUAGCUAAUGUGUAAAAAUUUUGUUUUUAUUUUCUAAGGGCUUGUCUCCCUAUUGUUUUUUUCACACCCACGCACACACUAACUCUUCUAAUAAGAGUUGUAAUUUCUGUUUCCUAAGCAAGAUAUGGUACUAGUAGUUUGACAAAGACAUGGAGAACUUAGAAGGUAAUAUAGUCUUUCAGGUUCCUUUUAUUUUAUAGCCUUUUUAUGUAUUUCAAAUAUAGGGUAAAAUAUCAUGUGUGAAAAUUUGGGUUCACUCCCUAGUCCCUAUUGCUGUACUGUGAUGCAUUAAUUUACUUAAAAACUGUCCUGCUCUUGAAGUAUAUCUGUGUGUUGAAUUUUGUUAUAUUGAGUGAAGGGGAGUGAGAAUGUCUUGGAGCUUUAGAUGAGGUUCAAAUGAGAGUGAAAUCUGUUAUCUAGUUAUAUCUUUUUCUUUUUUUUUAAAUUCUUCAUUAUUUCAGUUUCAAGAAAUGUCUUUAGCAGCAAGAGGAGGAUAUGGAAAAGCAGGUGUCUGAUCAUCACAGUCUCAGCCACAAACUUCUGGUUGUGCUUGAAAAAUAGGGAAGCAUGUUUUAUUUACUUAUUACUUUUUUAUACUUAAUCAUUCUCUUUUUACCAAUUUUUCUGAUUAUGUGAUCAUAUCUAACAAUAUUGGACACGGCUCCCACUUAUUUAAUUUUGACUGUUCAAACAAAAAAUGAGGGGAAAAUACCUAUUCAUUUUUAGGACCUGCAUCAUGAGCUUGAAACUAAAUGAUGAUCCUGAGAGCGGUUCCACUUUUCCACUUCCAGAAACAAAAAAGAAAAAGAUGCUCUGGUUGACCAUGGAUAAAAGCACAUUUUUUAUCCCUACCUUAAUUAGUAUUCUAUUUUUACUGUUAGAAACUGCCUAUAUUUUAUGAAAGCAUUUGGAUAAUUGGUAUAUUAGCUUUCAUCAGUUGUGAGGUUUUAUACCUGGGUAGAAAUAUCUGUAGUGUUGUAAUUUUUUUAUUUGUUAUAUGCUCUGUAUAGCCUCCAGGUGCAAGAAAUAUUGAUUCUCUCUUUUUUUUUCCAGAUUGUUAUGGUUGUUGAUUCACGAGAUCCAUUGUUCUAUCGCUGUCCUGACCUUGAGGCUAAUGUAAAGGAGGUUGAUGGGCAUGAACGUACAUUGCAUUUGGUUAAUACGGCAGAUCUUUUACCUGCUUCUGUCAGAGAGAAAUGGGCAGAAUACUUUCGUGCUCAUGAUAUUCUCUUUAUCUUUUGGUCAGCCAAAGCUGCUACUGCUGUUUUGGAAGGCAAAAAACCUGGUUCAUCUCAGACUGAGAACAUGGUAAGUGCAAAUAACCCAGACACAAAGAUAUAUGGAAAGAAUGAAUUUUUAGCACGCCUGCAAUCAAGGGCAGAAGAGAUAGUACACAAGAGAUGAAAUUCAGGCUCCUCUGACACAGGGUCAUCCACUCUUAAAUCCUCGGGCUAAAAUGCUUGUUAGUUCAUAGUCAAGUCACGUAGUUGUAGGAUUUGUUGGAUAUCCUAAUGUAGGGAAAAGUUCAACUAUCAGUGCUCUGGUUGGACAAAAUAAAACUGAUGUCACCUCUACCUAAGGAGAAGAGGGCUUUAGACAGGGAGACCCCUUAUCACCUUUCCUCUUUCUGGUGGAAGCAGAAGGCCUACAUAUGAUGAUGUCGAGAGCAGUUCGGCGAAAAUUUUUGACGGCUAUCACUUUGGCAGUGAUGGAAAAUUGUUUGGGCCAUAAAAGCUUCGUUGCAACUAUUCACACUCAUAUCUGGGCUGAAGAUAAACUUUCACAAGAGCAUGCUAAUCGGCAUUAAUUUAUCCAAAUUCUGGUUGGAGGAAGCAGCGUCGCUUUUGCAAUGUAGAGUUGGUACCUUGCCUUUCAAGUAUUUGGGAUUACCGAUUGGUGGAGAUCUGCGCAGGGAGGGAUUUUGGAAACUGGUUCUGGAUUCUGUCAGGAGUAGGCUGUUUGGGUGGAGCUACAAACAACUUUCUAUUAGAGGUAGAAUUGUCUUGUUGACAUCUAUUCUGUACGCUUUACUGGUUUAUUUUCUUUCGUUUUUCAAAGCUCCCUCACGAAUAAUCUUUGAACUCAAAUCUUUUUAAAAAUAAAUUAUGGGGUGGGGAUUUGGAUGAUAGGAAAAUAAAUUGGGUUCCGUGGGAGAUAAUUUGUCGUAAAAAGAAAGAUUGGCCUUGCUAGGUAAAUGGGAUUGGAGUUGGAGGAUAGAAUGGAAAAAAAAAAGCCUUUGGUAUAGAGUGUUAGUGAGUAAGUAUGGAGAGUCAAACGGUAGAAUUAAUAGAAAAGGGAGAGACUUCUCAAAGUGGUGGAAAGAUCUUCAUAAGAUUGAAAACGGUUUGUGGGGUUCCAAUGCGAACUGGUUCUCUAACAAGUUGAGAUUAGAAGUUAGAAAAUUGCGAAGAGGCUUGGUUUUGGGGUAAGAAUAAGUACUCGGUUAAAGAAGCAUACAAAACAAUAAUGGAGGGAAUAUCGCUUGAAAACCAUAGGGACCUCUCUGUUGCUUGUGAUAACCUGGUCCCGCUGAAGGUAGCGGCAUUGGUAUGGAGACUCUUGCAGAACAAGAUCCCCUCGAAGGAUAAUCUCAUUAAAAGAGGUUCUUUGAGCGAGUCUCACUCUGGGGGCUCAGCAUUGUGUGGAAUGGCUGAGAGUGCAUCUCACCUAUUUUUCGACUGUCCUCUUUACUCCGCGGCGUGGCACAAAAUCCUUUCUUGGCUGAAUAUUUCCCCUGCUUUGCAUAAUUCUGCCCCAUCACAUUUAUGUCAAUUUACAAGGCUGCUAGGCAGAGGUAGGGUGAGGGAUACAAUAUUUUCUGUUUUACGGUUUGCUUGUAAUUGGAUUUUGUGGAAAAAGAGAACGAAAAAGAUUUUUAGAAACUCAAGCGGAUCGACGGAUGUUUGGAUUGAAGAAAUCCAAGUGGUGGCUUGGAAAUGGUUAAAGUCUAAGCUGUAUGGUUUCAACUACUCCUUAAGCCAAUGGAUUUUGAAUCCAUUGGAUUGUUCCUAACGUCUUAGUCUGAGAGUUUCCUCUUGUUUGGGAGCCCCCGAUCUCGUGGUUCUGUCAAUUUUAUUUUCCUACGGCUACAGGUAAAGGACCAUUGCUAGUAUGUUACCCAAGAUCAGAUCAUGCACUUAUUGAAAUUUUUAGCUGAGUUUUUGCUGCGAUGUCCGCAAUCUGAAGCUUGCGGCAUUGAAGCCGCCGCCGUGUUGGUCAUUUUGGCAGAGACCUUACUGGCUGUGUCAGUUUUCCUUUUUUGUAUUUGUGGUGCUAGGAGCUGGUUCUGGUUUAGCAGGGGUAAGGUUUUCGCGGUGCCUUAUUCCAUUGGUGCCUUAUUCCAUUGCUGAGAUUCUGUUUGGUCUUUGGAGUAUUGCAGCAGCUGCAUUUUUGAGUUGAUAACCAGUUGGAAGUUAUCAGAUUUCAGUUGUUUUGGAGCAGCUCUGGUUUCUCCGUGUUUCGCCCUGGUUUAUCGUUGUUUCUGGCUUUGCUUUGUUCCGUCCGGUGUUCGACGAGGGUUCUGUGCAAUAGAUGCUGGUACUUGUUGGGCUGCGAGGUGGUUGUUCUUGGUGGUGCAGUUUUAGUUUUAUUUGUCGUUACUCCUUGUCUAAUAUUGAUUUUAAGCAGUAGGAGCUUUGGUUUGUUUUGGUAAUUUUUCAGGAGUGAGAAGAUCAUGUACCGAUUAGACAUAUUAGAUGGAAGAAGAAUUGAAUUAAACUUCUUAUAAUCUAAGGCCACUUCCAAAAGAGAGGUUUUUUAAGCCAUUUUUCCAGCAUGGCAUUCCGAAACAAGUUUUUACCAUUAGAGAGAGAAGUUAUUUCUCCAGCUGACAAUAUUGUUCAGAAAAAUAAUGUGAUUUGAAAUUAGAAUAAUAAUAAAAUAAUACUUUUUGUUUUUUUA
This is a messenger RNA of Vicia villosa (hairy vetch), 5487 nucleotides long. Its product is annotated as cell division cycle 20.1, cofactor of APC complex-like. NCBI's taxonomy places the organism in Eukaryota, Viridiplantae, Streptophyta, Magnoliopsida, Fabales, Fabaceae. The record is from RefSeq and is a predicted model, not a curated record. The transcript is spliced from 6 exons. Gene Ontology annotation, cellular component: anaphase-promoting complex. Gene Ontology annotation, molecular function: protein binding; anaphase-promoting complex binding; ubiquitin ligase activator activity. Gene Ontology annotation, biological process: positive regulation of anaphase-promoting complex-dependent catabolic process; anaphase-promoting complex-dependent catabolic process; positive regulation of ubiquitin protein ligase activity. The coding region runs from base 169 to 1473 and encodes 434 amino acids.